AUGUUGAUGGAUGAUUAUAAAUAUCUGUUCAAAGUCGUUCUGAUUGAUGUCUUCCCAGCUGGUCAAGCAGCGACGAUCGGUGUCGAUUUUCUAAUCAAGACCGUGGAAGUCAAUGGCGAAAAGAUCAAACUACAAAUAUGGGAUACAGCUGGCCAAGAACGUUUCCGCUCAAUAACACAAUCAUAUUAUCGUUCCGCGAACGCUUUAAUCAUUGUUUUUGACAUAAAUAACCUUGCUACAUUUUCUAGUCUUCCCGAUUGGGUUCGUGAAGUGAAAGCAUAUGCCAACAAUGAUGUUCUAUGCACACUUGUUGGUAAUAAAUGUGACCUCGAUGAACGUGAAGUUCCAACACAUGUGGCUGAACAAUUCUCGGAAAAGAAUGAUAUGUGGUAUCUCGAAACUUCCGCGAAAAUGAGCGAAAAUGUCGAGAAACUAUUUCAAACGAUUGCCGAAGAAUUAACAAUGAGAGCAAAAGAAUCAAGUGCAAGUGUGUCUGAUAAUGCACAUAGUCCAUUUCCCAAUGGAGAUCAACAAACUAUACCGGUGAAAUCGAACUGUUGUUAA
Molecule: messenger RNA, 564 nt
Organism: Adineta ricciae
Lineage: Eukaryota; Metazoa; Rotifera; Eurotatoria; Adinetida; Adinetidae
Source: the annotation of a GenBank genome assembly